UAUAUCAUAUAAAAAAAUAUAUUAUAUGAAGGACAAAUAGAUACAAAAAAUUCGAUACCUAAUUGAAGUUAUAUUUCAAGUUUGAAAAGACAAAUUUAAGGAUCAUGAAGCAGCUUGAUCUUGUAGAAGAAUAGAAUCCAUUUACUUAUUUAAUAACAUUAGAUGAAACAACAGAUUCUCAAGAUAUAUUAAAUGUAUUCGUCUGAUGCAGAAUAUAUUAAUAAUGAAGAUUUACCUGGAAAGUAUUAUUUAUAAUAUAAAUUUAUGUUAUUAACAAGAAUAUUAAGUCAUCGUAUUUAAAAUAAGCUAUUACCGACACUAUGAAGAUGUGGCGUGUGCGACGCGUGUUAAGUUCGCCCUGACAAUGAACGCGGAAUAAAUGCACUUCUAUCCAUGUGACCAUGUGGGUGUACCAGCAUGUAGCCUAUUUUGACGGGGGAAUCACGUGAUUAAAUACUUAGCCGUCGCCACCCCGUCACCACAACUGUGAGCAGACCGACACUAUGCCACAACCACAACCCAUAGAUACGCAGCUCAACCAUUCCACAUCCUUCGGAAGCAAGCACGGCUAACCGAGGCUCAUCUUUAACGUGCUCAUAUAUAUAUACAUUCACACACACAUACGUAUACAUCAUACAUUCAAUAGAUACGAAAGCACGAUAGAGACGAAACUGCUAACGUGGUAGGUAGUGGUUAGACACACAGAGAGCGCGGUAGGAGGCCAAGCGCUGGCUUGGUGUUCAGAAGCGGUGUUAACAAGGGUUACAGUGAACUUCGCUCGACGACAUGAUAUUCGCGAGGCUUGUGUACAGUCUACGAUAAUCGUUUAUACCUAAACUAAGAAAACCAUGAGUGUUCAACACGAUCAUACACAUAUACAAGACUAUUAUAUACUAUAUAUGUACAUAAAAUUAUGUAUUAUAUAUAUACAUAAUUAAGAGUACAAUGCUCUGUAUGGUUACAAAGCUACACAAUAAUAUACAUCUUUUAUAAGUGCUAUCUUCUCGUGUUUACAUACUCGUACAGUUAGAGUGUACGUGUGUAGAUGUGUGCGUGCGCGCCCGCGCGCAUGUAUUUGUGUGUGUGUGAGAGAGAGAGAGAGAGAAAAAAGAAGCAAGGUGGAGUAUUUGUAUCGCAAAAACGACGUUCCAUGGGUGAGUGGGGAGGAGAAUACAGUCUUGUCAUAAGAAGUGCCAGUCUAAACAGUAAUAUCCAGACGAACUAAUAUCACGUGUAGACUGUGAAUGAUUCUUUUUCUUGUCUGUGUAUAAUCGAUGUAUGUAUUACGUUGAUAAUUGACGUACGAUGUCAUAAAGAAUAAUGCGUGUCUUUUCGAGUAGUCGGUGUCUCGGUGCGAUCGAUAUUACUCGGUCGCGAUGUACCGAGUCGAUUUAUUCUCCAAGAGUGUCACUCGUCCUGGUGAUAAUAUUCAUCGAUCGAACGUAUCGUCGAUAUAAUUACUGCGACAAAUAGCAUUAACGAGAAUAUUUAAUUGGUUGUGUCGGUGGUGGUCAUACGGUAACGACCGAGAGUGGCCAGUGUAAAGUGUAGAGUGACAGUGGCGACGACGGUGGCGGUGACUGCGACGGCGGCGGCAGCGACAGUGGUGGUAGAAAUAGCUGUGGCGGUGGCGGUCGAAUGGCGGUCGCGAUCGCGAUAGCUACUAUAGGUGACGGUGGAUACGAUAAUAUCGCGGACGGUGACGAUAGAAACGAACGCCAGUGAUAACCAAGCUCGCGACACAAUGCGCGUACAUCGCUCCAGAGAACGUAAAACUGAUAUGAAAAUAACGUAAAACAUGGGAAAAUAUGCAAAUGAAAUCAGCGAGAGGUAGAAACGGAACAAGUUGCGAGGAAUAAUUUCAUCGAUAGUGUAUUCCAGUAGUGUAUUGGUAAUAAAUGGAAAAUUGAACGAGAACAAAACAUUAUACAGAUUAUACGUAUAUUGGUAGUGGAACGUACUGAAGGAUUGAAAGAGAAUUAUCAUGUACAUGGAGGUUCCGUUGCGAUGGACAAUAGACUGCGGAUAAUAUAAUAUUACAAGGGGAGAAGACACAUGAACGGGUUAAGCUUGUUCCCGAGUGAGAAACAGGAGCAAUGAAGAUGGAAUAUAAGAUGAACACUUUGUAUCUUUAGCCGAAUGUUAAGCUUUUCCGUAUAAUGAGGAACGGGAGCUAAUACGUCGAAUUAAAUAUUCGGAGAGUGAACGUAUAUAUUGUGGGUGUAAAUACGCCUAUAUUAUGAGUCGUACAAAAUAGCGUGGUAUGUCACGAGUCUCGGGAAUUUCGUGUGAGCCUGUUUUAUCUCCUGCAAUUCUUUUCACGUAGACACGAAUAAUGGAGACGUUAUUGCCGGGGAAUACGAACAGUCAAUCGUAUAGCCCGCAGCUGAAGACCGUGUUGAAGACAUAUCAGUUAUCCGCUGUAAAAAGCUUACAGGGUCCGAGCUCAGCCCUGCUUGGUAUGGACUGCAAAAGUUUACUGCAGGAACAACCUUGUUAUUCUCCCAACCGAUCGAGUAGUUGCGUUAUCGACUCCGAACAGAUCUCCAAAGACACUGAAAAGGACAAUAAUUCAUCAGUGACGCCUAUUGGCCCUUGCAAAGUUCGCAGAACCGAUCAACCACUCGAAGAUUCUGACGAAGACCCGCAAUUGGAACGAUCGAAAAAUAUCUGUGAAAAGAGGGAAUUGGAGUUUCAGAUACCCAUUUUAACAGCUCCAGACCAAAGUUGUUCUGAAAGAUGUGAGACGAUCUUGGAGGGCGAGAGAAUAUCGUGUUUUGUUGUAGGAGGCGAAAGGAGGUUAUGUUUACCACAAAUAUUAAACACUGUUUUGCAAGAAUUUUCUCUUCAUCAGAUCAAUCAAGUUUGCGAUGAAUUGCAAAUCUAUUGUUCACGAUGUACCAGAGAUCAGUUGGAAGAACUUAAGCAUUCAGGAAUCCUACCACGUAAUGCUCCUUCCUGUGGCCUUAUCACUCAAACAGAUGCCGAGAGGCUUGUCAGUGCUUUACUACUACGGACAGAGUCGUGCGAUCCCUCUCAGAUCAGUAACCAAGAUAACAUCGACAAGAAAGCAUGUACUAAAAAUGACAAUGAUGAAGAAUCCAUUGUCAAGUUUAAGGUGUAUCAUGAGUGUUUUGGAAAAUGUAAAGGCAUCUUUGAUGCAAGUUUGUUUGAGUCAGAUGAUUCAGUGUGCAUAGAGUGUAUUGAAUGUGGCUGCCAAUUCUCACCUCAACGUUUUGUCAGACAUGCUCAUAGAUCUCUUGAAAAUCGUACGUGUCAUUGGGGCUUUGAUUCAGCAAAUUGGCGGUCAUAUUUGUUGCUUUCACGAGAUCAAGAACAUUAUAAUAAGUCACUUACUUUGUUUCGAGAAUUGAAGGAAAAACAUCUUACAUUGGGUUCCAAGCGAAAAUCAGAGUUGCGGCAUGAUUCAGAAAAAAUAAAACGAAUUAGGAAGGAUAUAGGAAGAGAAGAUUGUCCAGGAAUUUAUAAUGGAAAUGGCUUGGGCAUGUAUCAUCCUGUAUCUCAGGUAGCCAAUGCAACUGAUCCAUAUCUACAAAUGUCAUGGGCAGUCUUUGAAUUAGCAGCUAGAGGAGCAUCAGCUUUUAGACCAUGGAAUACCACAAAUACUUGCAAGCAUAAGGAUAAUUCAUCGUUGGUGCCUGCGUAUCUCAGUCGUGGUCCACCUGUACUACAACAUCCAGAGCACGUGGUUCCUCUCUCUGAAUGCAAACGUUUUGAACCACACUUUCAACCAAAUGUAGCCUUAGCACCUAUACCUGCACCAUCAGUGCCUGUAGUACUUCCACCAUCUGCUCACCACCAACGACGACAUCAUCAUGAUCAUAAACGUUAUAACCAUCACACAUCGAGUUCUAACGAAAAGAAAGAAGCUUCGUCGGAUAAUGUCAAAUCUGAGAAAAUAUCCCCUAGUUCUGGAUCUAGUAUUGGUGUAUAUUCUGCAUUCCCUUCUUACACACCUGGAAGCAAUCAAAAAGAACUGCCUCAAAAAACUAAACAUGAAAUGGGUGAAGAAGAAGAAAGUAGUGCUGCUGUAACAUCGUCUACGAUAAAUAUAGAACCACCUUUGGCUGAAAUUGGAACCUCUUCACUGGAAAGUGAUUCUGAUUCGGAAGGAACGGCAGCGAUAGAUUUGGAGGAAAGGUUAUUAGCUUUGGAAGCACCACAAGAUGUUUUGGAAAUGGCGCGACGCAUAGUUUUAGAAAAUGCACAAUUACGACGUCAUCGACGUUCGGAUGCACGUGAAAUAUUACGAUUACGUAAUCAAUUGCAAAUGCAGCAAAUACAAUCAUCUAAUGAUGGUGAUAAAAAGGAGGAACCAACAAAUGCAGCGAGUGCAGCAGAUAGUACAGAAGGUAGUGAGGAAACGGAAGCUUUAUUACCAUCAAAUAAUAAAGAGUCUGAACCUGUUGUUCUAACUGUUAGUAAAGAAUAAAAUCAGUGAUUAGAGUUUUUUAAAUUAUUUAAUACAAAACUGCUCAGCAAUUUUUUGCAACGCUCAUCUUUUAUUGGAUAAGCAUGCAUUAAAUUUAGUACUAGUUAUAAUAACGAUAAUGAUGAAUUCUAAAUAAAUAAAAACUGUUUAGGUUAUGUGAUAAAUAGAAAGCCUUUAACAUCAUAACCAUUAAUUUGAAAUUUUUAUUGUAACCAUACUUUGUUUAUGUCGAUUUUAAUUAAAAUCGAAUGUAGAUAUUGUAAUAUAGAGAAAAAGUAACAUAAGUUAACCAAAAUUUACCAUGCCAUUUAAUAUAAUUAUACUUAAUAGUCUUUUUAGCAUGUUCCGUGCCGUGUGGAGCGUAUAAGCCCCACGCUGAAUUUCCUGUCCAAGGCAUUUGGAAUUUUAGUGGAAUAAAUGUUCAAUCAUGUGUUUGUUAAAAUAAUUCCACAAAUUAAAAAAUAAAACAAAAAUUAAAUUUAUUGCUUUGAUCUCUAAUACGUCAUAAACAAUACACCCCUUUCAUGAUAAUUAUGUUAUUUGCACUAUUAUUAAUAUUAAAAUAUUUAAAAAAAUUUAAGGCAUAAGCAAAACUAUCAAUCGUAAUAACGUGGGGCGUAUAUGUCUGACGCGGCCUGAAUGGAAAGUAACAAAAAAUUGGUCCGGCACGGAACGUGUUAAAUAGGUUUCCUGUGCAUAUUAAAUAUGCCGCAAGAUUUUUAUGAUCAUUCGUUUAAUUGUAAAAUUAAACAGUGGUCAGAAAAUACGAGAUUAGAUUGCUUUCCAUUUACUUUUUUAUAGUCAUGAUUGCAUAAUGUAAAUAUGAUUCAAGUACCAUAGAUGUAUGUUUAUAUUGAUAAUAUUAUCAUGCAAAAUAUUGCUAAAGUACAAAAAAUCUUUAGGUGCUAUAUUAUUAUAUUAGGAAUGUUCUAAGCAAAAAUCUAGGUGUAUUUCAGCAGUUCGUAUUACACCAGAAUAUCAGAAAUCUCGAUUAUGUUCUAGUUAUCGUUUUUAUAGCGCGAAACAAUAAUAAACAACAAAAUCAUAUUUUUCGCUAGUAAUCUUCAUAUUUGAAUAAAUAAAAUAAGUUAAUUAUUUAUACAUUUCAAAAUUAUAAGAUUAUUAUUCAAGCGAUAUAUUAAAUCGAAGAAAUUUAAUUUAUAUAAAAAAAUUAUUAACUUUUUGUAUGUUUAGUUAUUCUUGUAUUAUAAAGAAACUUAAUUCCAAUUAUGAACAGUUGGAUUGAAAUGAAUAUUGUUUUAUAAAAAAUGCGUAAAAUCGUGUUAUGUAUAUUUUCUCUCUCUCUCUCUUUCUCUCUCUCUCUCUCUCUCUCUCUCUUUCUCUCUUUUUAUCUAUCUUUUGAUAUCAAUAUUUAUUUGUGACAUUGUAUCUACAUAUCAUUUUAGUUAUAUGUAAAAUUAAAAGAAUUUGACCCUGUGGGUUUUAAAACAUUAAAUGUGAUUUAUUACAAAUAUUUUUACACGAUCAAAAAUUAAUUUGUAUAGAGAUAAUACAAUCAAUAUUUAUAGAGAAUUCUGAAACGAAAUUACAAGCACAAUUGAUUCUUAUUCAAUGUUAUUUUCAUUUUUAUUUGCUAUAAUAGCAUGUACAUGCAAUAACAGAAGCAACACAUUUUUUCCAAGUAUCCUUGCAAAACCAAUAUUGAUUUAGAGAUGCAUAUAUACCUAGAAAUACACACUAGAUAUCUAAGAAUAAAAGAAUACGCGAAUAUAAAAAUAUAAAGGUAUAAAUAUUUAUAUAAUAUAUAUCUUUAUAUUUGUAUAUGUUAUCACUAUAUAUUUCUUCUUAAUCUUAUUAAUUUAAAUAUUUGCGUAUUCUUUUAUUUUCUUAAAUCUUUUGUCACUGUUUUAUUUGUUCCAUCUCACAAUAUGUAAAGUGAAGCAUAAUUUAAACUUAAAUUUAAACUGAAAUUUUGAAAAUUCAGUGUACUCUUAUUAAAUUAUAACAACAUGAAUUUCUUUCUUCUUUUAAAGUGUUAGUUAAAUAUUUUAAAUGUAUAAAAUAUUUUAAAAAUUAAACAUGUAUUAGAAAGGUUGUUUUAUAAGCUUUAAAAGCUUUUUGUAUCAGGUACAUAUUAGAACAAUAUGAUAUAAAUCUUACACAUAUUUACAUAUGAUAUAGCAAAAGAAACAAUAAUUAUAUAUUUGUGUAUUUGAAAUAUACAUAUACACAUAUUUCGAGACUGCUUCGGAGAUCUCUUAUCACGUACAUUUUUCUAAUAUAACAAGAGUGCCAGUAAUUCUUGUAUCAUAUUAAAGCACAACGCAUUAAGAAAUUUCCAUUUUCAAUUUUAUUAUUCAUAAAAAAACACUCGCUUUUUAAACCUAAGUAAAUCAUGAAUUUUCAAAGCAAUCUGUUAGAGAAAGGGAAAAAUUGAUAAAAGUGUAUAAAUACAAUUGAUAACGUAGGAUAAAUACAUUCAUAAUUAUACUCCAUAUAACAUUUGAUCAAUAUAUAUAUGACAUGUAUGUUACAUCGUAUUGUUGUAAUAAUAUAAGUAUCCCACCUAAGGUGAACAGUGUAAUAAUUUAUGAUUUUCAUACACUCGGUUUAUUAUAGAAUAAUUAGAAUAUUGUGGUAAAUAGUACAUGUAUGAAUCGCGUAGGAAGGUCGGUUUUUUUUGCAUAUAUCUGAGAUCUGCGUAUAAAAAUUUCGAUAAAAAAAUCAUGUAACUGCCAUGACUAAAGAUGUAUUUUAAUUUCGAAUGGGUGAUGUAUUUUAAGUUAAAAAUGGGAAGUUUACAAAUAAAUACAUAAUAUGCGACGCCUGACUUUAUUAACAUUUAUGCACGAAAACGCGUUAAUGUGGAUUUCGUUCGUUCGAAUAGAUAUUAUUCUGCCAGUCGGCUCUUGAAUUAAUUAAGGUGAUUUAUAAAAAGUAAAACGAGAUGUUAUUAAGUGUUUCGUAAAUAAGAAAUAUCGUUAUUGUUAUGAUACAUUUAGUUCAAUUUGAAAAAAACGAGAAGACAUAAUCGCGUGCGCGGGUGAAUAGUAAUUGUAGUAUAAUUAUUGCAUUAUUAUACGCAUACGCUCAAUAUUGUGCGCAAUAUUGUACUCAGUAUGCGUAUAUUAACACAUUAAUAUUAAAAAACUCGUUCGAUUCUCAUUUCAAAUGCUAGGCUAUAAUAGAAUUCCGUGCUCACGUUAGAUGUAGAUAUGAAAUAUCAAUCGAACGAGUUUCCCAUUGUUUUCUCUUUAUAUAUCCAUGAAUCCAGGAUUCAAGAAAAUAAACUAUUGAGCGAUAGAUAAAGCGUUUAUUAUGCUAAAUAUUCAGAUGCAAUAAAACAUUAUUAUUCGAUGCAAUUUAUUUCAUAGAAUUAAACGACCUUAUACGUGAUAAUUAUAAGAUAGAAUAUGCGUAAAAUAUUGCUUUAUGAUCGAAUUUAGUAAUAAUAACUAGUGUGUUUAUUGAUCCUUGUUAACAUAUAUAAAUAGUGUGCACACUCUUUCGAGGAUAAUAGAACGUUUUAUUUCAGACUGACGUCGAAUUUGUUUUGUCCAUGAAACAAACAACAAACAGAAGCUAUCGGCUAUGUUAAUUGACUAGUAAUAUGGAAAUCAUUUGUAUUUACCGGGGACGUGGUAUGUAUGUAUAUUAUGCUAGUAAAAUGUGCUGAGAUUCUUGCGCGAAUUAUCAUGCACGCUAUCAAUAGUUUAUUUUCUUAACUUACACUUACUCUUCGAUAGAUGGCAUAAUAGAGUUAGACGUACAGAAGCUCAUGAAAGUAUUUCAACACUUGUCAAAGAAAACUUUUACGUAUAUAUAUAUAUAUACGUAAUACAUAUAUUGUAUGUAUUAUAUAAAACAUUUAAAAAUUGCAGUAGCGCUGUAAUGAGACAUUACUAUCAUCUUGGUUAAAUUUGAAACUAAUCUGAAAAUGUAUAUAUAAGUUACAAGAUAUUUAUUGCGAAUAUAUAUUUAAUAAAAAAUUAAUAUACAGCAUGAGAGAGAAAGAGAGAGAGAGAGAAUAACCGUUUGAGUAUAUAAUAAAUGUUAAAAAUUGCACUACAUAUUUUGUAUCUUCUAUGUACAUUUUCUAAUAUAUUUCAAACUGCUAAUAUACUCAUGGUAACUGGAUCUCAUCACAAUGUUAGCGAAAUAUUAAAAUGUCUUGUAUCACGCACACAAUAUAUUCAUAAAAGUUUUUUAUAAGUGUUCGAAUAUUUUCGUAAGCAACUGUAAAUGUGUUUCGUACACUACAUAAUUAACGAAUACUCAUAAGAAAUUAAAUACAUAAAAAAAGUGCAAUAUGAAAGUACAAAAUUUGAUGUUUUAUUUGAAUUUUGUAUAUUUUACAACAAAAAAAGGUGAAAAAGUGACAAAAGAAAUAUGUGGAUGGCUUCUCCGAUAUUCUAAAUUUUUUUAAAAUAUAUAAGACUUUCGAAAAUGUUUUACUAUCAGAAUCUUUAAUAUAUGUAAGGCCAUGUCUCUGAUAACGUACUUAUAUAGUGUUGAACUUUUGAAUAAUACUAUCUAACUAUAAAAAAAAAAAAAAAAAAAAAUAAUGAAAGCGGUUUAGAACAAUUUAACGUUAUACAAUUUUCUAAUCACUUUAAAUAUUAUCUUGAAUUUUUGUAUGAUCGAAUUUCUAUAUUCGAACGACGAAUUCCAUAUUCUUAUGGGUCGAUAUUUAACGAUGGAUAUAUGAAAUAUAGCUCCAGUAUUGAUCUGAUUUUUGGCAUAAUUGUAGGGUAAAUGUAUAUAUAAUUAUUUUCCAAAAAAAAUACUCAUUGUUGAAUGUAUAUGAGGGGAAAUUGUUAUAGAUAAGGCUAUUAUCGUCAUUUAUAUUAAUUGAGAUAAUAAACGACGUUUCGAUUAAAUAAGA
Molecule: messenger RNA, 9299 nt
Organism: Bombus terrestris (buff-tailed bumblebee)
Lineage: Eukaryota; Metazoa; Arthropoda; Insecta; Hymenoptera; Apidae
Product: ski oncogene
Exons: 4
Coding region: 2336-4453 (705 amino acids)
Biological process (GO): negative regulation of BMP signaling pathway
Cellular component (GO): nucleus
Molecular function (GO): RNA polymerase II cis-regulatory region sequence-specific DNA binding; DNA-binding transcription factor activity, RNA polymerase II-specific; SMAD binding
Source: RefSeq, a predicted model, not a curated record